AUGCCACGUGGGUUAAGUUCUUCCAAAUUCGCAUUGUUAGUUAUUGAUAUGCAAAACAAUUUUGCUUCGGUGGCAAAACCAAUACUCUCUGAAGUCAAUGCUACGAUAGUCAGUGCUCGCCGUGCUGGUAUACCUGUGAUUUUUACUCAACAUGGUCAUCCAGAUCCCGAAAAUGAAGAGAAAACUUCUGUUUUAGUUCGAUGGUGGGGCGCGUCGGGUUCAAUUCGUAAAGGUUCAUUCGAUUGGAAACUUUUAUCCGGUCUCGAUGUUGCGCCCAACGAAACUGUUCUCGAUGAAAAAAACACUUAUGAUGCGUUUCAUGGAACUCGAUUGAAGUCUCUCUUGGAUGAACGAAAUGUCGAUACAUUAAUUAUCUCUGGUGUAAUGACACAACUUUGUUGCGAAACCACAGCACGUUCAGCUUUCGUGCAAAACUAUAAUGUUAUCUUUCUAUCAGACGGCACCGGUCCACCUUGCGAAGCAACGUUGAAAACAAUUGCUUUUGGUUUUGGUCGUGUACUUACUUGUGCUGAAAUGCGAGAAAAACUCGAUAAAACUGCUAAGGAUUAA
Adineta ricciae is the source of this 570-nucleotide messenger RNA. NCBI's taxonomy places the organism in Eukaryota, Metazoa, Rotifera, Eurotatoria, Adinetida, Adinetidae. The record is from the annotation of a GenBank genome assembly.